AGGAACUGGAGGAGGAAGAGAGACCGUUGGACUCAGGGGCAACGCGCUCGAGCGAAAGGAACGGACAGCACAAGAAUGGCAACGAUCUUCUACGACUUCACGGCCAAACUCCUGAAGGGAGAAACCUUCAAUUUCUCUUCUCUGCGGGGCAAAGUGGUCCUCGUUGAGAAUGUGGCGUCUCUCUGAGGCACGACCACCAGGGAUUACACCCAGAUGAACGAGCUCCACCAGCGGUACGCCAGCAAGGGGCUUGUGAUCCUGGGAGUGCCCUGCAACCAGUUCGGCCAUCAGGAGAACUCCAAGAACGAAGAAAUCCUUCUGUCUCUGAAGUAUGUCCGCCCUGGAAAUGGCUUUGAGCCAACGUUUCAGCUCCUGGAGAAAGUGGAAGUGAAUGGGAAGGAUGCUCACCCUCUGUUCGAGUUCCUGAGGGAAACUCUCCCCUCCCCCAGCGAUGACCCCGCUGCCCUGAUGACUGACCCAAAGCUAAUCACCUGGAGCCCGGUCUGCAGGAACGACGUGGCCUGGAACUUUGAGAAGUUCCUCAUCGGGCCCGACGGGGUGCCGUUCAAGCGUUACAGCAGGAGGUUCCUCACCAGCGACAUCGAGGAGGACAUCAAGAAACUCCUCAGCCUUGUGCACUAAUGAACCAUCCACAGAAAUGUUGUCGAGCCAUCCCACAGCUUCCAUUUGCACCAGCCACUCUGCACUUAGCCAGCUAAGUGCUAAUCAUUUUCCCCUCCAUAGUGUCUGUAGAUGGUUUGACACUUUUCCACUUGACUGCCUGUGCUCUCUUGUACACGAUGACAGUGUUUUGCGUUUUUACUAUAUGAAGACAUCCUCUGAAACCAGCCUAAAUGUGAGGGAGGUGUCUGAUGAAUUGUAAAACGCUGAACGUCUCUGCUUCAUUGAGUGCAUGUACAACACUGCUGUGGUUUUAAGUGUCAAAAGGAGCAAUAAAUGUUUCUUUUAUUUUCAAA
Messenger RNA from Scophthalmus maximus (turbot), 977 nucleotides. It is a transcript of the gene gpx1b, whose product is annotated as glutathione peroxidase 1b. Gene Ontology annotation, molecular function: glutathione peroxidase activity. NCBI's taxonomy places the organism in Eukaryota, Metazoa, Chordata, Actinopteri, Pleuronectiformes, Scophthalmidae. Gene Ontology annotation, cellular component: cytosol; mitochondrion. The record is from RefSeq and is a predicted model, not a curated record. The transcript has 2 exons. Gene Ontology annotation, biological process: response to selenium ion; glutathione metabolic process; hydrogen peroxide catabolic process.